This is a messenger RNA of Teleopsis dalmanni, 2035 nucleotides long. Its product is annotated as nuclear pore complex protein Nup205-like. Gene Ontology annotation, biological process: nuclear pore organization. The record is from RefSeq and is a predicted model, not a curated record. NCBI's taxonomy places the organism in Eukaryota, Metazoa, Arthropoda, Insecta, Diptera, Diopsidae. Gene Ontology annotation, molecular function: structural constituent of nuclear pore. The transcript is spliced from 7 exons. The coding region runs from base 122 to 2035 and encodes 637 amino acids. Gene Ontology annotation, cellular component: nuclear pore; nuclear pore inner ring.
AAGUGCGAUGCGGUAGUUUUGCUUACACGUGUGCGCUUGCUAUAAGAUUAUCGAUACCUGAAACAAAUUGGCGGCAUAACAAUACAGUCAAUUGAACGGCUGUGAUAUCGUUGAGAUUGAAAUGGAAGCAAUGCCGGAAGAUAUGUGGACUUCUUACAAAAACUUAAACAAAAUAGUGAAUCAGGCUCUGGCGCAACCGUCAAGUACUUCUUUGACAGAUCUGGAAUUAUGCUUGAGGAAAUAUAAACAAAAUUUUGCGAGUAUACUUAAAAAUCCGACAAGAAAUGAACGAAAUCGUGCUGUAUUAUUAGCUGGUUUAAAGGAAGGUUUUGUAACAGUUAAGUCGAACAAUCGAAUUAUGCUUUCCAAGGAUCUUGUCGAUGAAACUCUAAUAAUAUCUGAUAUGUAUGAUUUAAACGAGUUUAUUGCAUUACAACUUCUAUGCACCGCUCAACGCCAAUUAAUCAAACAUCCAGGUUUAUCUCGGGGUCUAGUAGCCAUUCUAUUGUAUUACGAUGGAAGAAAAGCUAUUGCAAGUACAUUACGUGAUUUGUUUCAAGUAACGAGUGGUUUUUCGUGGGAAACUGAUGUUCAAAAAGAGGUUACGUCAUUAAUAACUUCGUUUACACAAUCGCUUGUUAAAGACACAAAUAUUCUUUGGAAAAUAUUAGACAGUAUUAUCGGAUUGGACAUUUCGAAAGAGACAGUGCUGUUAACUAAAAACAGAGCGUUUGGUCCAAAUAAACAAAAAAACCAGGUGCUUGAACUAUUUGAAGAUACAAGACUAGCUUUAGCUACAUCUCUUUAUAACUGGUCUGCUCAACGAGGACUCCCAUCAAACAUUAUUAUCAAGUUAAUAGACAUUCUGUCCAACUAUACAUCACUAGAGGCAUCUGGAUCUAUUGACGAUGUAAUGAUGACUAUGCUAAUGGCAUUGCUUUAUUCUUAUGACACAAGUGUUUUGCAACGUCGGGUUGAUAAUAUUCUUGUGCAAAAUUUGAACAUUAUAAAUGAAAUUGGUGCGGCUCAACAAAUUCAUAAUGCGAUUUAUCAAGUAGAAAAAAAAAACGGUUUAAAUAGCUUAACAAUGCUUACUUUUGGGUUAGCAUUAGCAAAUUUGCGACAUAUUCCACAGAACUUACAGCCUUUUAUUUCUAAAGUUAUUGAUUAUGAUGAACAACUUGUUGACGAUGCUAUUUCUAAAAAUGUAUUUGAAUUUAUGUAUUAUCAAAUCUUAGAGGUGGGAAUACUAUAUAAAAAUGAGUUUUUCUAUCGUCGUAUGCACAGAAUAUUAACUGACUUCAUUGAGUAUAUGCAUUCCAAGGUUUCAGAAUUAAGAGGAAGAGCUGACGAUACUGCUAGAACUGUAAUCAGCUUUAUGAAAGAAGGGAUUGAACCACCACAAAAUUUGGAUAAUAAUUUUGAAAUGUUAAUGCGAUGUAUUGGAAAAUUUUAUAAAAAAAACCGAGCUGGGCUAUCGCUUUGUGUUGAGUUUUGGGGAGUCGAAAUGAAACCAAAUUGCUUGCGGUCAACAACAAGAGCAGUUUCUUUGUUUAAAUUCCUUCGAUUAGCGGGUGAAUUAUUGCCAACAACACUAUUUGUUCCAUAUUUAAAAAUGAUUGCUGGCUUAACAAGUUGCGAACGUUCUGCCAGAAAUGCUUUUAAUCUUCUCAAGCAGACAGGAUUAUCUGGGAGUAUGACGUUAUCAUGGGAACAUUUCUUUGGUUCACUGGCUCGAUAUUACUCGUUCACAACCGCACACAAAGCGGAAGCGAGGAAAAUCUUUGGAGACCUCCGUGAAAAAUCCAUCAAAGUUACCCUAAAGAAAGGCAUUAAUGUUGAAAUACCCACAACAUUAAAUGAAAAAAUAUCUAUUAAUAUAGAAUUAAAUAUAGACACAGACUCUGAAAAUACAACGGAACACAAAAAUAUAGAAAUGGCGCAAGCACAAGUAGAGCUCGACAGAGCAUACAUAAGGGAAACCGCCAUAGCAGUUCCAGAAUUUGACGGGAAAAAACAACACUUGGAAAGAUAA